Molecule: messenger RNA, 1566 nt
Organism: Suillus plorans
Lineage: Eukaryota; Fungi; Basidiomycota; Agaricomycetes; Boletales; Suillaceae
Exons: 8
Coding region: 1-1566 (521 amino acids)
Biological process (GO): protein neddylation
Cellular component (GO): cytoplasm
Molecular function (GO): NEDD8 activating enzyme activity
Source: RefSeq, a predicted model, not a curated record
AUGUCUAGUCAGGACUCUCAGGACAUCGAGACUGCAACCACUGCAAUAGAGUCUGCGCCAGACACCAAAACCCGAAGAUAUGACCGUCAGCUCCGCCUGUGGGCAGCGACUGGACAGAGUGCAUUAGAGUCUUCUCGGGUACUGUUGGUAUCUGGAUCCGCCACUUCAACUUCAAUCUUGAAGAACCUUGUGCUUCCUGGCAUCGGACACUUCACUAUCCUUGAUCACGCCAAGGUGUCACACUCUGAUGCCGGUAACAACUUCUUCUUAGAAGGAUACAAUAGUAUUGGAAAGUCUAGAGCAGAGGAGGCUGUCCAACUUCUGAGCGAGCUAAAUGACGGCGUUGAAGGUCGUGCUGACACUAGAACUCUCGAGAGCAUCCUCGAGUCGCACCCUGAGUGGAUCACUUCGUUCACUAUCGUCAUUUCCCAUAACCUAGAUCAUGCACUCUUAAACAAGCUCUCCGCACUCCUUUGGAAAGAUGCGAAAUACCCGCCUCUUGUGGUUGUCCGAUCAGCUGGAUUCCUGGCAGACUUCUAUAUUCAAUUCCAUGAGCACACAAUCAUCGAGAGUCACUCGGAAACAUCUCCUUCUCUCCGUAUCGACAAACCAUUUCCAGCUUUGAGAGAACACGCGCUGUCGCUGGAGUUUGACAAUAUGGAUUCUACAGAGCACGGACACAUACCAUACGUGGUGAUUUUAGUUCGUGCGCUUGAGGAUUGGAAGAAAUCUCAUGGUGGUGGUCUACCGACAUCGUACGAAGAAAGACAACAGUUUAAGAAAAGCGUCCUUGCGCUAAAGGUGAAAGGCGACGAAGAAAACUUCGACGAAGCAGAAGCACAAGCAUACAGGUGUUGGACGGAAACCAAGGUUCCUUCGGAAAUUACAGCCCUUUUUAGUGACCCCGCGCUAUCUACUGAAGCCAUGGAGUCGCCUUUCUUCCAUCUUCUCGCCGCCCUGAAGGAGUACACGGAACAGUCUGACACACACGCGCUCCCUCUCACAUCAACUCUGCCAGAUAUGAAGUCUGACACCCAUAACUACAUACAUCUGCAGCGACUGUACAAAACGAGGGCGGAGGAAGAAAAACAGGCUUUCAAGAGCUAUCUCCGAGUACCGGUCGACGACGGCAUGGUUGAUUCAUUUGUCAAGAACGCCCAUGCUCUGGUCGUUCUUAGAGGUAAACCUUGGGGUACAUUCGAUCAAGACAAAGCUGCUCUAGUGGAGUCGUUAUCAACGAUGCCGAAAGAGACGUGUAUACAUCUAGCGCUUUCUGCGCUUUCGUUACUUCAAGCGAGCGACACCUCGGUGUCACCAUCGGCCGAGUCCAUUCGUGCAAAUAUUCAGUCCAUUGUCGGACAAUCUACUGAGCUUCCUGUUGAAGCUGACGAUGCAAUUGGUGAGAUUGCUCGAGCACCUUUUUCCGAGCUGCCCAACACUGCAGCUUUCCUUGGUGGCAUGGUCGCUCAAGAAGUGAUCAAGAUGAUCACUAAGCAAUACGUGCCUGUGAAAGGUUACUGUGUAAUCGACUUGAUUGAGACAUGGACAGGAACUAUCGGUGCUUGA